CUCAAGCCCUCUACCCCUCAUGCAGUCGCUUGCGCCCCGUGAAAAUAACCUUGGGCCACAGUCCAACCUCCGCAACCACCUCAGAUUCCGGCCGUACUUCAGCUUGCCCUUUCCUGGCUACUGGCGCGAGGACGAGAUGCGCCAGCACUGGUGCUUCAUCGGCGAGAUUGUCCAGGACGUCAGCCUGGUGCGCUUGUCCGUGAACGUGCGCGAUGUAGAAGGCAACGAACUUCUCGUUGCCUUCCACACCAAUGAUAGGGGUGAAUCCUUUCGCGCACGCUGCAUGAGAGGCAGUACUUUCGUACUCUUGUAUGCUAAGCAGUAUAACUUCGUGUUUGGAGAACACGGGUUCCGGAUUGAGGAAGAACAUCUACCGUUCUUAAAGGUGUUCGAUAUCCCACUGGAGUCGCUGCUCAGGAUCAAUGAUAAACUACACGCUGGUGCAUACGCCGACCAAUGCGGCUUGUGCGGGAAACAGGGAGUCAGCGCACGAUGCAGUGGUUGCAGUACGGUUCUCUACUGUGGCAAACGAUGCCAAGUGAGUGCUUGGAAGGCUGCCGUUCCCCCAGGCGGGCACAAGGAAGAAUGCAAAAUUCUCCGGGCUUUAGUCUGGUUCACGCAGAGGGAUUGGUCUACAUUCAACGGGAAGUUUCGAUUCGCUUAGAAUCCACCUCCUUCCGUCCAUCAAGGAUUCCGACAGAGGAUUAUCCCUGAGGUGAAGUCCUUCGCUUCUGCUGUCCUUGCUUUUGCUAGCGUAAUUGUACUGUCAUCGAUCGGGUUCCAUGAUGGUAGAGUUUUGCUAGCGAAAGUACAGCUCAGCAUUGACCUCUUA
Messenger RNA from Gloeophyllum trabeum ATCC 11539, 832 nucleotides. RefSeq lists its product as uncharacterized. The record is from RefSeq and is a predicted model, not a curated record. NCBI's taxonomy places the organism in Eukaryota, Fungi, Basidiomycota, Agaricomycetes, Gloeophyllales, Gloeophyllaceae. The transcript has 3 exons. Bases 20 to 664 code for a protein of 214 amino acids.